Messenger RNA from Phytophthora sojae, 684 nucleotides. RefSeq lists its product as hypothetical. Gene Ontology annotation, molecular function: DNA-binding transcription factor activity. The record is from RefSeq and is a predicted model, not a curated record. The transcript has a single exon. NCBI's taxonomy places the organism in Eukaryota, Oomycota, Peronosporomycetes, Peronosporales, Peronosporaceae. Bases 1 to 684 code for a protein of 227 amino acids.
AUGAUGAGCAGCAUGCCUCCGUUCUCCGCGUGCGCCGCGGUGCCCAGCACGUUCAGUGUUGCGCACCCGCUGCACUGCGGCUCGACGGCCUUCGGCUACCAGCAGCAGCCCAUGACCAUCAACACCUUCGCCGCGCCCGUGGUGGCGUCCCCGUCGCGCCAGCUGGCCUCGCCCACCAUGACCGCCGCCAAGGCGCGCGCCGAGCCCGCGGCCAGCCCCUCCAAGAAGGCCCGCAAGAGCCGCGUCGUGUUCGACUUCACCACCGAGGAGAUGGCCAAGUACUUCCAUAUGUCGCAGCGCGAGGCCGCGCAGCAGCUCGGCGUGGCCACCGUCACCAUCAAGCGCAACUGCCGGCGCCUCGGCAUCGUAUGGCCCUACCGCCUCAUGAAGUCCAAGAAGCACGCCAUCAAUUGGUCGGCCAUCUCGCGCGAGGACGCCCAGCGCAUCCGCCAGGAGCGCGCGCUGGAGCGGGCCAAGGCCGGUCGCUCGCCGUCCAGCCGCGACCGCAGUCGUAGCCGCUCACCGUCGGCUUGCCGCUCGGUCGCCGCCACCGACGACGAGGCCGCCGCCACGGCCAUGACCCUGCUCAGCCAGAGCAGCAGCAGCAUCAGCGUCGAGCUCACGGAGGCCGGCCGCGCCUUCGCUCGGCUGCCGCUGGACUGCAUGGACAGCUCCGACUGCUAG